This is a messenger RNA of Iphiclides podalirius (scarce swallowtail), 1716 nucleotides long. NCBI's taxonomy places the organism in Eukaryota, Metazoa, Arthropoda, Insecta, Lepidoptera, Papilionidae. The record is from the annotation of a GenBank genome assembly.
AUGUCUGAUGCUUGGGAAGAAAUUCAAGCUGUAAAAAGCAAAAGAAAUAGUUUAAGAGAAAAGCUUGAAAAACGCAAAAAAGAGCGACAAAACAUUUUAGGGGCGUCUCUAGUGAGCGAUAAAGCUGAAAGUUCCCCAAGUAGCAAAGAAAAAUCUGUUUCUAGUCCAGCCUCUCAAAAGAAUGAAGUCCCAGCCGCCCAAGAAAAGCCAAAGGCACCAGUGCCUGUGGCAUCACUAGAAGUUCGGCUACUACAAGUUCUCUCUGACAUGCAACUCCAACUCCCGGCUACUGCAAGUGCGCUGAUGCCAGGACUAGGUGAUGUUGAUACUGGCAUAGUGGCAAGUUUAUUACAGAAAUUUGCUACACAGAAACUGAUAAUGAUAAAAGAGCGUUUAGAAGGUUCUGCUGAUACAGAAAUUGAAGUAGUUGGCGCGGAAUCUGUGAGACUGGGUGCAGUGUUGGCAGCUCUAGUUGAGGAACAAAGCGCUCCUACUAAAAGAAAAGGUGAAACUGCAGUGGAUGAAAGCACAAAUGUGAAAGUGACAAAGACUACAAAUGAUGACAAGAAAAGUGGAAAGGGUGACACAGAUAUUAUGUCUUUGUUGGCAAUGCCAUCAAGCAGAGAGAAGGCUGUAAAGAGGGUUGGUGAAGAGAUUAUGGACCUAUUGAGUAAACCUACUGCAAAAGAAAAAUCAUUGGCUGACAAAUUCAAAAGCCAAGGAGGUGCUCAAGUUAUGGAGUUCUGUCCGCACGGCACAAGGGCCGAAUGCGUGCGCGCUUUCAGCGUCCAGAAAACUCAGGAGGCGGACGGAAAACAGACAGACGAUUCGGACUAUGGUUGCAAGAAGCUGCACUUCAAGAAGAUCAUACAGAGUCACACAGACGAAUCUCUCGGAGACUGUUCCUUCCUCAACACCUGCUUUCAUAUGGACAGUUGCAAAUACGUGCAUUACGAAGUGGACAACGCGGACCCCAACGUUACGAGUAAAACAGCAACCGAAGCGAGCGCUAAGGGUGGACUUAAUGGGACACCUGCGGUAGUCAAACCUGACGGGGUCCUGACGCUAACGCCACCGCAGUGGAUACAAUGUGACCUUCGCUACCUGGAUAUGACGUUUUUGGGCAAGUUCGCGGUGAUAAUGGCGGACCCGCCGUGGGACAUCCAUAUGGAGCUGCCGUACGGGACGAUGUCGGACGACGAGAUGCGCUGCCUCGGCGUGCCCCAGCUGCAGGACAGCGGGCUCAUAUUCCUCUGGGUCACCGGCAGGGCAAUGGAGUUGGGGCGCGAGUGCCUUAAGCUGUGGGGCUACGAGCGGGUGGACGAGCUGAUAUGGGUGAAGACCAACCAGCUGCAGCGGAUCAUUCGCACCGGCCGCACCGGACACUGGCUCAACCACGGCAAAGAACACUGUCUGGUCGGCAUGAAGGGCAACCCGGAGAACUUGAACCGCGGCCUGGACUGCGACGUGAUCGUGGCUGAGGUGAGAGCCACCUCACACAAGCCCGACGAGAUAUACGGCAUUAUCGAAAGGCUGAGUCCAGGCACCAGGAAGAUAGAGCUAUUCGGACGUCCGCACAAUGUUCAACCGAACUGGAUAACCCUCGGCAACCAAGUGGACGGCGUGAGGCUGGUCGAUCCCGAUUUGAUAGCGGCCUUCAAGAAACGCUACCCGGACGGCAACUGCAUGGCACCCCCCACGGACCCUGGACUGGCC